This is a messenger RNA of Fonsecaea nubica, 1626 nucleotides long. RefSeq lists its product as hypothetical. The coding region runs from base 1 to 1626 and encodes 541 amino acids. The record is from RefSeq and is a predicted model, not a curated record. Gene Ontology annotation, molecular function: ATP binding; protein kinase activity. The transcript is spliced from 3 exons. Gene Ontology annotation, biological process: protein phosphorylation. Lineage: Eukaryota; Fungi; Ascomycota; Eurotiomycetes; Chaetothyriales; Herpotrichiellaceae.
AUGUCGGACGCGUUCAAAGCCCGGACGCUGAAAAGGAAAAAUGUCAAAGGGUUGGCGUUGAAUGCACCGGCUCCUCGAACAGCACCCUCCGAUGGCGAUGCACAGAUACCAGGGGCGCUUGGAAAUUCCGAGAGUGACCGGACCGACACCUUGGAGAUUGGCUUGGAAUUCAAACUUGACCUCAGAAGUGAAGAUCUGAUCGUGCUGAAAGAGUUGGGUGCUGGCAAUGGGGGUACUGUCAGUAAAGUCAUGCAUGCUUCGACCAAAGUGAUCAUGGCAAGAAAGGUUAUCCGAGUCGACGCAAAAGAAAAUGUCCGUAAGCAAAUUGUUCGAGAAUUACAAGUUGGCGCCGACUGCAGCUCGCCGUACGUCAUUACAUACUACGGAGCUUUUCAGAAUGAAGCCCGGGACAUUGUGCUGUGUAUGGAAUAUAUGGAUUGCGGAUCCUUGGAUCGCAUAUCGAAAGACUUUGGACCCACACGUGUGGACGUACUAGGCAAAAUUACAGAAUCCAUCCUGGGAGGUCUUGUAUACCUUUACGAAGCCCACCGAAUCAUGCACCGAGACAUCAAACCCUCAAAUGUCCUGGUCAAUUCUAGAGGAAUGAUCAAACUAUGCGACUUUGGCGUGGCUACAGAGACUGUCAACUCGGUAGCCAACACGUUUGUUGGCACGUCAACGUACAUGGCCCCUGAACGAAUUCAGGGCGGAGCAUACACCAUCAAGUCCGACGUUUGGAGCGUGGGUUUGACAGUAAUGGAACUGGCAAUUGGAAGAUUCCCGUUUGAUUCGAGCGAUUCUGCCGCGGGCGACAGAGCAAGUGCUGGACCAAUGGGAAUUCUUGAUCUUUUGCAGACCAUAGUACACGAGCCGGCACCCAAACUCCCAAAGAGUGAGGCCUUCCCGUCUAUCCUGGAGGACUUUGUGGCCAAGUGUCUGCUCAAGAACCCUGACGAGAGACCAACCCCCCGGGAGCUCUAUGACAGAGACAACUUCUUGCAGGCUGCGAAGAGAACGCCUGUGGAUCUGCAGGAAUGGGCCGUCUCGAUGAUGGAGCGACACAACCGAAAAUCCUACUUGGCACCUCCUGCACCAAAAUCGCUGAAAAGUGAUGGGACAAGCUCAGACAGCUCUCAUACAACCUCAUCGGCGUCUACGGCCUCAUUUGCUGGCGAUCCCCGUGGCACCCCUGUGACGGCCAAGCAGUAUGCGAGUCCAACCUCUGGCAACAUCCCUGUCGCGCCACCACAGUUUAGCUUUCAAGGGACACCGACUGGCAUUGUAGAGAGGUCGCCGCCGCCGCCGCUAUCGUUACAGCAUUUGUCGUUGGAGACUCGAGAUGCGCCCAACGGAAUUGGUCCUCGUGCUAACCGCCUGGGAUACAACGACCGUGACAAUAUUCCCGAGCCUGCUUCGGCUAUUGAGCCUUCUCAAAGACCGAUGUUUCCCCCGAGGACGAGUAGUAGCGGCAAUAUUAUCAAUGGCAGAAAUCCGUUGAUGAGUCCACCGUUCUCUGUGCGACAGCCUCCUCCAACUGGGCCGUUACCAGCUCCUCCGAUGAAGGACCUACCUGCGCCACCAGCCUUGAAGAGUGCAGGGAUAGCUAGCCCUCGUCGACCAAGAUAA